Molecule: messenger RNA, 1464 nt
Organism: Chara braunii
Lineage: Eukaryota; Viridiplantae; Streptophyta; Charophyceae; Charales; Characeae
Source: the annotation of a GenBank genome assembly
UGGACACUUUCUUCCCGUCCAGUGGCUGCCUGGUACAUGCAUUACCUUGAGCUACGCCAGCAUGUCGGGUAUUGAUCAAUGUGAGGGCGCUGGGGGAGGCACCGAAGGAGGCGAUGAUCAUAGGCGUUUCAUACCGCCGACAUGUUUUCGAUGCCAUGAACCGGGACACUAUGCUAAUCAGUGCCCCAAUCGAGGGUCGCGACACUAUUCUGACAGGCCAUCCGCAUCCUCCGAGAAACGUCGAUCGAGGUUAUCGCGGUGCCACUACUCACAAAGAAGGCAGUUUUCCUUCGGAAGGGAUGAGGAUGUAAGAUCGGCAGUUUCUAAGUUAAAUAAGUCUGUGGCAUUUAUGAAGGAGUUUUACGACGAGAAGCGCCUGAAGAAAGAGGAAAAGGCGCGGCAAAAGUUGGAGAAGAAAGAGGCCGAAGAGCGGGAACUCGCUGAACGUGAAAAGCUAAAAGCAAGGAGGAUGAAGGCCGAGAUGAAGGCUAAGAGGAAAGCGAAGGAAGCUAGACUUGCCGCUGAGAUGGAAAAAGAACGCAGAGCGAAGAUGAAAAAAGACCUUGAUAUUCACAUGGCGGUCCGGAUGAGUGUGAUGGAGGAGAACUUUUUCGAGAGGUUCGAACACACUUUGGCUCCCCUCCGCCAAGUUCUGAGGAAUAAAGGGAAGCAAAAGGUUUCUUACAAGUCGGUAAGCGAAUCCACGUCAGCUUCGAGUGACGGCGAGAGUGACACCAAUGUGACUCAAGAGCUUAACGUCCAUAUGCGGCACCUAUAUCCAGGAAAAAUGGCAACGGGGGAUGAGACAGGCGGUCGCGGGAGCGAGGGAGGACAAGACGUAGGAGGUAGCGUUGUACAAAACGAGGGGGGUCAGAAGGACACGGAAUCGACAAAUCUGGACGGGACCAAGGGAAAUAGGAAGGAACUCUCAUUGGGAGAAAGCUCGGGAAAGGCCGAGGGAAGCAAACGAGGGAGCCAGGAAACCAGGGAUGGUAGAGAUAAAGAAGGACCGGGUCCACAAAUUUCGGAUGGGGUUGUAUCAAAGAAAGUGAGAAUCACGGACGCGCAACGCAAGCUAGUGGAGAUAGAGAAGAGGAUCUUGGAGUACAAGGCAAGGUUGAUGAAGGAGAUGAUGAUCAGAAGCGAGGAGGACCUUCCCGGGGUAGGACUGUUUGACGAAUGGAGGACCAGCCGAGGCUAAACCAGAUUGGAAGGGAAGUCCUAGGCUGCUCAAAGGGUUUUGGCGACUAUUGACUCGUCGACGAGUGGAGGUAGAAGAAACUCCAGAAUCACAGAAAGAGGAAAAGGUGGAGGAGACUCUGCAAGAAGUCGCUAACCUUCAAAAGAUUCCUAAGGAUUUGAAGGAUUUAGAAAAGGUUUUCGCUGAUAUCCGCUUAAGCCUACCAGAUCGUGAAGGCAGGGAAGUCAUGAGAGCGCCGUCCGGAAUAAAACUCAGUUUCCAUG